AUGGAGACGCCCCUCUGCACCCCACACAACAUCCAGAUCUGCGAGGUGACCUGCGACUCGUUCCGCAUUGGGUGGGACAUGACCCCGGAGGACACGGCGCGCGCCACACACUUCUUCAUCGACCUGAGCCGCAAGGAGAGCCGCGACCCCAACCGCUUCAAACACAGGGACGUGCCGACCAAGCUGGUGGCCAAAGCGGUGCCCCUCCCCAUGGCCGUGAGAGGCCACUGGUUCCUGAGCCCCCGGACGGAGUACUGCGUUGCGGUGCAGACCGCCAUCAGACAGGCCGACGGCGACUACCAGGUCUCAGAGUGGAGUCAGGUGGUGGAGUUCUGCACAGGAGAUUACGCCAUGGAGCAUCUGCAGCAGCUGCUGGACAAGGCCUCAGGCUCCACCGGGAGGCUGCUGAAGUUCUCUGUGUUCUACCGCAACCAGCACCCGGACUACUUUGAAAACGUCAGAAGCGAGUGCGGAGGACUCAUGCGACCUUCACUGAAGGACAACAGCGGGAGUCACGGCUCCCCCAUCAACGGCAAGCUGAGCGGGGUCUUCCUCAGCUGCAACACCGAGUUCGACACGGGCCUCCCCCCUAAGGACUCCCCCUACGGGUCCCUGCGCUUCCAGGUCCCCGCAGGAAGCCUGCUGGACGCCAACACCAGCCUCUACUUCGCGGACUUCUACUGCAUGUACACGGCGUACCACUACGUGGUGCUGGUGCUGGCCCCCGGCGGCUCAGACGGGGACAACUUCUGCCGCGGUCGGCUGCCCAAGCUGGACCUCUCGUCCAACCCCUUCCUGACGUGCAUCGCCCCCGAGGCGCCGGGGGAGGAGCCCCUGUUCUGCCACGCCAGCGACGUGAUCCUGGAGGUGCUGUACACGGAGCCGCUGCAUCUGGAGACAGGCACGGUGGAGCAGAUCAGCGGGCACCACCAGCUCAUGAGUCUGACCACGGCCAACGCCAAGAAGGACCCCAGCUGCAAGGUGUGCAACAUCAGCGUAGGGCGCUGAGUGGACACAGUAGGCGGACACAGUAGCAUGGGAGGGCAGGUCUACUGUCUGCACUCUACCACUGAACAAUGCCCAGGGCUGGUGGUGGCAGAGCCCGUACUGAAUAGUGUGAAACACUGGGAACACGAUUUGAACGGAGCCCAAAAGGUUCCCCGUGGACCUCUUUGUCUUCCCAGACUAGAACGUUUUAUGUUUACAUUGUGUAAUGCACUUCCCUGCAUCCUUCUGGCUACUCCUAUACCACUGGUAUUAUACAUGUCUACCUGUGUGACUCUUUAGUCAUGUCAGAACUAGGCUUUAUGUAAGAUCAUUAUUGUACUUUUCUUUUUACCACUUUCACAAUUAUUUAAGACCUCUGCUUUUGAUUUAGAAAUUUGCAUUGAUGUGUUGCCCCUUGCACCUGCUGUAUAUUCAUGUUGUAAUGUAAAAUCACGUGGGUUAUAAACACUCCAAAC
Gadus chalcogrammus (walleye pollock) is the source of this 1463-nucleotide messenger RNA. RefSeq names its product phytanoyl-CoA hydroxylase-interacting protein-like. Gene Ontology annotation, molecular function: protein binding. Gene Ontology annotation, cellular component: cytoplasm. Lineage: Eukaryota; Metazoa; Chordata; Actinopteri; Gadiformes; Gadidae. The record is from RefSeq and is a predicted model, not a curated record. The transcript is spliced from 4 exons. Bases 1 to 1008 code for a protein of 335 amino acids.